AUGCAAACCCUUCUCUUUUGGGCCUUCAACUUUUCGCCUCUGUUCGCCGCCAAUCCAAUCAAGCGCUGUUCUCAUAAUUUGUUGCCAACACAACAACCACCGCAAGACAAUCCAAGAACACUCUGUUCCCCAAACUAUCUCAAGAUGGCCCCAAACCGCAAACAACUCGCCCUCGCUCAACUCGAGCCGUUGAUGGACACGGCUCCUUUGGUCCAAGCCAAGUACUUGCCCUUGACAGCUCAAAUCCAACAACAAGAAGCUCCCGUUGCUCCAAAACCAGCAGAAGAACCCACCAUUAUCCGAUCCAAUGUCAACAGCGACGACUACUGGGGCUGGUCCAGUAGUGAACCAACACUUACAGUGGAUCUUUUUUCGGCCGACCGCAUGGAAGCCAACUUGCUGGCCGAUGUCGAACGCCGCUCCAACGCCACCACCAAAGUGAUUCGUGCCGCGGACACUUCGGAAGACUACUGGGCCGAACGCGUCGAAGCCCACAUUGUCCACAGUGAGUCCAACGCUGCCGUUUCGGAAGCCACUGGAUACUGGGAAUGGCCCCAAGACGCCAGCACGGUCCAGAUUGCUUUGAUCUUGAAGGAAGAAUUGGCACGCAAUGUGACAUCUGCUCAGACGAUGGAAGCUCGCUUGGUAGAAGAUGCCAAGACCCACACGACUACUGAAUCACAAGCCAAACCCGAAAACGAUGACUAUUGGGCAUGGACCCCCGAGGCCACCAUUGUGCGGGCCGAUCCUUCGUCUGUGAAUGAAUCCUACUGGCAAUGGAACACGGAAACCGCCCAAGUCAAGGAACAAGUGAUUGCUACCAUUGUUGCUUACGAAGAGAUUCGCGGCAUGUUUUCAGCGGAGCACAUUCAAGCCAAUUUGGAAAAGACGGUCACACCAGAGCCAUCUCGCCCGCAAGAAUCCUCUGAUUCCUACUGGUGCUGGCCUGCCGAAGAAGACGACUACUGGAAUGAACGUCCUCAAUCGUUGGUCCAGCGAGCGGAAGCAAUGCCAAUCCAAGGCUACUGGGAUAUGUAA
Molecule: messenger RNA, 1038 nt
Organism: Seminavis robusta
Lineage: Eukaryota; Bacillariophyta; Bacillariophyceae; Naviculales; Naviculaceae
Source: the annotation of a GenBank genome assembly